This is a messenger RNA of Bufo gargarizans (Asiatic toad), 1256 nucleotides long. RefSeq names its product N-acetyllactosaminide alpha-1,3-galactosyltransferase-like. Lineage: Eukaryota; Metazoa; Chordata; Amphibia; Anura; Bufonidae. Gene Ontology annotation, molecular function: hexosyltransferase activity. Gene Ontology annotation, biological process: carbohydrate metabolic process. Bases 16 to 942 code for a protein of 308 amino acids. The transcript has 6 exons. The record is from RefSeq and is a predicted model, not a curated record. Gene Ontology annotation, cellular component: membrane; vesicle; Golgi apparatus.
UCCUGGACUGAGAACAUGUUGGCGAGUAGGGAACAGAUCCCCAAGCAAAAGGUACUUUGGUGCACGCCUCUCCUGGCUCUAAGCUAUGUCCUUUACAACAGAUCCUUAAUUUGCUUUCCUAAGGAGCCUUCUAAAACAUCUUGGGGGGCGCCCAUCGUAUGGGAAGGAACUUUUGAUCGCAAGGAGGACACUUACUUACGUCAGGCUCGUGGAACGGUGGUUGGUCUCUCGGUGUUUGCAGUUGGAAAGUAUCUGGAUGCUUACCUUGAACAGUUCCUUGUCUCAGCCAAUCUUUACUUCAUGCCUGGCCUGCCCUCCGUAGUCUAUAUCCUCACUGACCGUCCAUCAGAUGUGCCCACCAUCCCUGUGCGAUCCGGUAUGUCCAUCACCACCCUGCAGGUGAGCAACAGGGGGCGCUGGCAGGACAUCUCUAUGCUGCGCAUGAUGGAUCUGAAGGAUCUACUACUGCCUCUGGCUCGAGAUCAAGUGGAUUACCUUUUCUGUGCAGAUGUAGAUCAGAUAUUCUCCUCUAGUUAUGGGCCGGAGACUCUUGGUAACCUUGUGGCUCAGAUACAUUCUGGAUAUUACUUACAAAGCAGAAAGAACUUUCCCUAUGAAAGGAAUCCUUUAUCUGCGGCCUUCAUACCUCCAUCGAUGGGUACGUUCUACUACCACGCAGCAAUGUUUGGUGGAGCACCCGCUUACCUCGCCAACCUCACCUCGAGCUGCCUGAGGGACAUCUUGUUGGACAAGAAAAAAGGUUUGGAAGCCAUUUGGCAAGACGAAAGCCACCUCAAUAGGUACUUUACCCUGGAGCACCUACCGACAAAGGUGCUAUCGCCUGAGUAUUGCUGGGACAACAAAUUAUGGUUGAAGUAUCACAGACUUCGCUGGGCAGAGAAAAACUAUGAAGAAACAAGAGUGACCCAGACACAGGAGUAAUGAGACUGCCUCCCGGGGGCAAUAACUGACCAACGUCCAGCAGAUGGACAUCAAUAGGAGGCAACUAUGACUCCUACUCUGUGACAAGGCCGAAAUUUCUAAUUUUUAUAAUUAGAUUUUUUUUUUUUUUUGCUUUCGUAAAGGUUAUUUAUAAUGCUGCAAUAUAAUGGCUCAAUAAUACAGCAAAACAGUACCUAAGCUAUACUACCUUCAUCUCACUGCUACAUACUGUCACACAAUAUUACCAUUCAGUGCCUAAAUGAACUGUGUGUAAAUGGUACUCCCAUAUAAAGUCCACAUUAUAUCGCCAUGAA